Molecule: messenger RNA, 2353 nt
Organism: Fopius arisanus
Lineage: Eukaryota; Metazoa; Arthropoda; Insecta; Hymenoptera; Braconidae
Exons: 2
Coding region: 198-1178 (326 amino acids)
Source: RefSeq, a predicted model, not a curated record
AAUAUUUUUUAACGGUAUAGAGCUGUGGAACCUGUGUUUCGACAUUAGCCAUCAAUUUUUCCGCAGAGUUGCGUCACAAUUCAUUGGACCAGAGACAUCACAAUAUCUUACAACCCCAGGAGUUAGUAGAAACGAGAAUUGAGAUCUUCCGGGCAGUUCCCUGGUACAUCCAGAUACAACCAGAAACCUCAGCCCCCAUGACGGGUAAAAGGAAAGUGAAUUAUUCAGAGAGUGAGGAGCACUCAUCCGAUGAGGAUUUUAUCUCCGAGGAUGUGUCCAUCCACUCGAAGACAAGAGGCAGUACGAUUGAAUCACCUUUGGUGUUGGAGCCACCGAAGAAACGAGGACGAGGGCCCUCGAAGCGUCCCUGCACCAACAGAAAUGCCCUGAUGGCAAGGGUCAAUCGCCAGAGAAAAAAGGAGUACCUCGAAAGCAUCGAGGGCAAAUUAAAUUACUACAGAAAUGCCAAUAAAAAUCUUGCCAAUGUUGUCCAGCAGCAGGGGAUUGAUCUCAAAAGGCUGACAGCUGAGGUAUCUUAUCUCAGGAAUAUUUUAAAUAAUAAUACGAGUAUCACAACUCUCCUAAAGACCAUGAACGAGUCGUUGAAGCAAAGGAAGUGCAGGCCUGAGGAGGACAAGUGGGACUUGGAGAAGACCGACCCAAUCUCGAAUUCCCUGGGACUCUCUAAGACGUCUGCUAGAGUUGCAGGGGGUCCAGAAACUCUUGGAGAUUCAGAAAUCCCAUCUGAUCCAGGUAACAAUGGUAAUGACAUAAAGUAUCAGGGGACUCUGCUGUCACUCGUGGAGUCCGACCACAAUUAUUCCAAUGGAAUAAUUACUAAUGAUUUAUUUGAUUUUGAAGGCGUCAAUUGUGAUCCUUUUAAAGGGAGCCUUGCUUUUCCAUCGGGUAAUCCCAAUAUUAUUAAUUCCACUGAAGAUUCACAGUUUGGGAUAUCUGAUGUGGAUAUAGACCAGCUGGGGAACUUGGAGAUUUUCGAUCUGCCGGGAGAUGCAGGCGGCGAUGGAAUCGAUCUAUCCAGAAGUGAUCAGCCUCAGACUGAUAAUCUUUUCGAUAAUCUGGAUAACAGUGGUAUUUGUCUGCACGUUAAUUCCGGGAGGAUAUCCCUUGAGUAUUGCUCCAUUUGUCAUCUCAACAGCAUUAAUUCUGACGAUCCUUGAGGGAAAUGAAAAGGGAAAACAUCAGAUUGUUUUAUUUCUAUUCUUGAGAAUAUUUUUGCAUUUGCUCGAGUGUUUACGGGACUUUUGUACGAAUUCCAGUUAUUAUUUGAAUAUUUAUUAAUGUAUAAUUAGGGUUGGUGUUUAAGAUUAUGGAGAUUUUCUUUUGAAAUUUAGGGGAAUAUUGUCAUUGAAAAAGUAAAUUUAUAUUGAAUUCUUCGUAAUUUUGGUAAAAAUACCGAAAUAUUUGGAACUUCAUUGAAGUUUUGUUUUUCAAGAAAUUUCAGUAAUUUUAAAAAAGUAAAUGUAAUGAGGGCGUAAUUAGAUCUAAGAUUUUGUUUUAAUUGUGAAAUAUUCAAUGUACUGAUUUCUCCUCCGAGACUCUAUGGACGAUUUUACUUUUGCAGGGUAUUAGGUGGAGAUGGAUGAAUUAGGAUAACGAGUGUGCCCCUUGUGGAAUUGAAAAUGGAUAAUGUUUAUAAAGUUGUCAUUGCUGGGAUUGUUUGUCUCGGAGCCAUCCGUUUUUUAAUUAAAACAAUAUUUGUUACGAAAAUAUGUUAAUAGCAGCUGUGUAUACAGGUUGAGUAUGAAAGUAUCACCAUGAUUUUCUAUUACUUCGAGUCAAAAGUAGAUUUUUUUUUUCCACUUUUUGUGAGUUUAAUGGAAAUUUUCUCUUUGAUGAAAAUUUUUUAAAAUGCUUCGUGACAGUUUUUUCAUCUUGGAACCAAAAUUUGAAGACGAGUUUCUCAUUGCAAACGGCCAUUUAAGUUUCAGCCCUCAAGUUCUCAACGGUUCCAGCGGUUCCAGCACCGAAAGACCGAGAUGAAAAUAAUUAUCAACCAUCUUUCACCAUUCGUCAAUAUCGUUUUAAACUGUCCCAAAGUGGUAAAAAUUUCUGAUUAAAGGUUUUUGUGUUUUCCAGAAUUAUUUGAAGCCUGCAUUAGUAAAUUUAUUUUUAAUCUGUGAUAAUUAUGGAUAUGAUUGAUUUUCCAUUUGAGGGCACUCGCCAUUAUUUGUUUAAUCUUGAUUUAUCCGCGUUUACAGAUAUCGGAGGAGAAAUUAAUAUUUUUGCCUGUAAUCUAUGGUAAUAUGUUUUAUAAGGAUUACUUACUUAUAGCAUGCUAUAAUCUGGGAAAAUUGAUAGCGAAUCAUAAAUAAAUACAUCAUAUUCUGAGUAA